Molecule: messenger RNA, 297 nt
Organism: Cylindrotheca closterium
Lineage: Eukaryota; Bacillariophyta; Bacillariophyceae; Bacillariales; Bacillariaceae
Source: the annotation of a GenBank genome assembly
AUGGUGUGCAGUGACAAGGAAUUUGUCAAGUACAUUACCGAUCUAGAGACGGACCAUGACCUGAAGAACCAACAAAUCACUGCAGCAAAGCUUAUGAAGCUGGCGGAGAAGAAGUACAAGAUCAUGGUAUUGCUAGAGAAGUGGGAAGCUCCUACGCAAGUUGAUGAGCAAAUCAUGGCAUUGCAGGCCAAGAUUUCCGAUAUGAAGCAGAAGUUUGAAACCAAGAAGAAAAGAAAGAAAGAUGACGAUGACAAGAAGCCAGCUCCAAGAAAGAAGAAUCAGAAUAUAUAUAACUGA